AAUGCUUCAUUUGACAAAAUAGACACAGAGGCCAUACUACAUAAAUCAUUUACACGAUUUAUGUACGGUAAAUCUGUACAUAUACAAAAAUGGAUAUCUAAGGGAAUCCUCACAGGUUGUACAUUAAUAGUCUGCAGCAGAGCUGGAGUUAUCUUUGCUAUUGCUUUCAAAUAAGAGAUUCUUUAAUUCAACGAAGGAUCAUUGUGUGGUCAGCUACAUGAAUCCAUGGGAGAUAGAAUGCAUGAGUGGACAGUGAUCCUGGGACUGACACCUGCAGAAAUCAAUGGGAAUCUCUACAUCAUUGAAGCCAAGAUAACAUUAAUCACUGCUGGUCACCGUGGAUUUAUUGCAGUUAACAAGCACAAGGCUCAUGGUGGGAUGCAUUAGUACUUCAAGAGGUGACAGGUAUCCAUAGUGGUUAAUCUAACCCUCAGAACCAAUAGAGCCUAACCAAAAAGGAGUCAACCAACGGAGAUCUAGCAGAUAGCCACCUUAUGGCGCAUGGGCAGGAAGAGAAAUCUUUACUAUCACUGGUUGCUCUAGGAGUCCUGCUGCAGUUGUGCUUGCUGUCUCCAGGAAAAGGAUUAUCACCUAAACAUGCUCCUGAAGUUGUUGAUGACAGCAAGGACAAUAUCACCCUAUUCACCAGGAUCCUGGAUCGGCUUCUUGAUGGAUAUGACAACAGAUUAAGGCCAGGUCUAGGGGGUCGGACUAUGUUGUUGCUUUUAGAUUCAGUGACAGAAGUUAAGACAGAAAUAUAUGUCACCAGUUUUGGCCCAGUGUCUGACACAGAUAUGGAAUAUACGAUAGAUGUGUUCUUUAGACAGAGUUGGCUGGAUGAGAGAUUGAAAUUUGAUGGACCAAUAAAAACUCUGCCGCUGAAUAAUCUAUUGGCAAGCAAGAUUUGGACUCCCGACACCUUCUUUCACAAUGGAAAGAAAUCUGUGGCACACAACAUGACCACACCUAACAAGCUACUGAGACUUACGUACAAUGGGACACUACUUUAUACCAUGAGGCUUACAAUUCACGCUGAAUGCACAAUGCACCUUGAAGAUUUCCCCAUGGAUGUUCACGCCUGUCCACUAAAAUUUGGAAGCUAUGCUUAUCCCAGUACUGAAGUAGUUUAUGCAUGGACCAAUGGUUCUGAUAAAUCUGUUGCUGUUGCUCCAGAUGGCUCUAGACUCAAUCAAUAUGACCUAUUAGGCUUAGUAGUAGGAACUGAAACAAUCCGUUCAAGCACAGGUGAAUACAUUGUUAUGACAACACACUUCCACUUAAAGCGUAAGAUUGGAUACUUUGUCAUUCAAACAUACCUACCAUGCAUAAUGACAGUUAUCUUGUCCCAAGUGUCAUUCUGGCUGAACAGGGAGUCGGUGCCAGCUAGAACUGUGUUUGGGGUCACAACUGUUUUGACAAUGACAACGUUAAGUAUUAGUGCACGGAACUCUCUGCCCAAGGUUGCUUAUGCCACUGCAAUGGAUUGGUUUAUGGCAGUGUGCUAUGCUUUUGUCUUCUCAGCACUUAUUGAAUUUGCUACAGUCAAUUACUUCACCAAAAGAGGAUGGGCCUGGGAUGGCAAAAGAGCUCAGGAAGGUCAAACCUUUAAGAUAAAAGAACCUAUAAUCUUGGCGAAAAAAUCCAACACAACGUACAACAUUGUGGGAACAACUUAUAUGCUCAAUAUCAAGGAGCCAGCCUUGGCAGCAAUUACAAAGAAUGCAACUCUGCCUCUACCCCAUCUCUCAUCUCCACAUCCUGAGCUAAAACAUCUUGAUGGGAAAAAAACUUAUAACAGUGUCAGUCGCAUUGAUAAAAUUUCUCGCAUUGUCUUCCCUGUCCUUUUUGCCAUCUUUAACCUGGUGUACUGGGCUACAUAUGUUAACCGAGAAUCAGCAAUCAAGGGAAUGAUACCAAAAUAAUGAUGUAAUUCAUUUAAGUAGACUACCUUACCUGUUUUCUAACAAGUAUUAUCUGUUGUUGACUGGCUUUUGUAUGGGUUUCAGAUGUCUAAUUUCUCUCAUUCUUUCUAUUUGCUCACUGUGAUUUUUACCCUAGAGGGGUAAUUUUCUUGUUUUUAAGGAUAAACUACUGUAGCCCUAAAUGUUUGACAUUAUAGUUGAUGUAAUUGUGUUCAGCCCAUGGUUUAGUAUACAGUAUGUAUACACAAACUGCUAUAUCCCUUAGGCUUUUUUCAAAUGGCCCUAUUUUUUAACUGAAGUGGUUUGUCCAAACCACAACCAAUAAAUUACACACUGAGAGCUUCAAGAGCUUCCUGGUGCGACCCAAACCAAUCUCAGACUGCACCAUAAAAUAAGCAUAGGCCUAUUUUGACUCAAAACUCAGAUCUCACAUUCCACAUAAGUGUGACUGAUUUUAUUAUAAUGGGGUCCAUUUGCUAUCCAAGUUUAGUCCAUGCAGACUAAGACAGCACAGGGAUGGGCAAAUUGCCAGUUUUAAUGGAGUCU
Molecule: messenger RNA, 2468 nt
Organism: Bufo bufo (common toad)
Lineage: Eukaryota; Metazoa; Chordata; Amphibia; Anura; Bufonidae
Gene: GABRA3
Product: gamma-aminobutyric acid type A receptor subunit alpha3
Exons: 10
Coding region: 495-1922 (475 amino acids)
Biological process (GO): regulation of postsynaptic membrane potential; monoatomic ion transmembrane transport; nervous system process
Cellular component (GO): postsynapse; GABA-A receptor complex; neuron projection
Molecular function (GO): GABA-gated chloride ion channel activity; GABA-A receptor activity; benzodiazepine receptor activity
Source: RefSeq, a predicted model, not a curated record